AGCUGUAUCCCUUCUAGCCAAAAUCGCUCGCUGCAAGUGCGUUUGAAUCACAUGAGGUAGAUUACUGAAACAUUACACUACUGUCACUUGAGAGACUUAGCAAGCGAAGUCAGAGAAUGAGCUGAAAUGACAGCGAAUGUAGAGACGAGACGAAGAAAACUCGGUGCAGACACAGAAAAACAAGAACCCAUCGUAUCUCUUUCCUCAGAUCUUUUGGAGGAUCACAAUGGGGUUGGAGUUAAUUUCCCAUGCGCUGACAGGGUUUGUGUAGCUCAUGUGCACUCAGAUGCUGGAGAUGGCGCCCAUACAUCUAAACAACCAAAGAGAACAUGCAGUGUUGGUGAUGAAGUCUGGGACGAGAACCCAUGCAAGACUACGAUAAGUGCAGAAAAUGAAGUGGAGGCACAAAAACUUGCAAAUAAUUAUAAGUUUGGAUUCCGGAAAUGGAAAAGUCAUGUGACGGAGCGACCCCUGGAAGAGAGAUCUGAUGUUGUAAAGGAGCUUUACUCUGAGCUAAACGUUAUUAAACCCUACUCAGUGGGUUCAUUGUUCAAUGCUGGCAAUAUACUUUAUGUAUUCCUGUUUGGCUGGUGGAUCUCCCUAGUUUAUGUUUUUGUUGGUGUCCUAAUGUUCCUCACAGUUAUAGGAAUACCAUACGGGAAACUCUGUUGGAGAUUGUCCUGCUAUUUUCUGUGGCCAUUUGGGAAAGCCAUUCAAAAGGUCAAUGUCUCAGUGCCAACAUUCAGUGUGAUGAUCUUCCAGGAUGGCACUUCUGUAGAGGCGGAGGAGGAUGGAAAGCCAUCUUCUCUGUUACUGCCAACACCCGUGGAGGAGCCUAUAGAUGAAUCCACAGGAAAUCUACAGGAGGAGCGCUAUUGGUGUCAUGUGAGCACAUACGUGUGGCUGUUGGUGGGUUACCCUGUCCUGGCCCUCACACACUCUUUAGUGUGCUUGAUCUCCUGGCUGCUGGUUUUUACAAUCCCUGUUGCAAAGAUGAGCGCCAAGACCUUACACAGCAUCCUGCUCGUAAACCCUGAAUACAUUUAUAUCAGCCAAGUCACAGAGGUUCAGGAUGAGGAAGACGAAGUCAUUCUGUGCUGCUAUCAUGCAGUGAACCUCUACUAUUAUAAAUACACAGUGGAUGGGAUCAAUGUUUUUGCUGUUAAUCUCUUACCAUUAGUUAUAGUGUCACUAGUGAUUGGUUAUGUUGACCAAACAAACCAGUUUGCUAGUUCUGAAGUCAAAUUUGCCACAGCCGUCAGCUCCAUCAUUCCUCUCUCCUAUUACAUUGGCAUGGGCAUCGCAAGUAUAUCCGCUCAGAGCAACUUUGCUGUCGGUGCCGUGGUGAACGCUACGUUCGGCUCCAUCACGGAGUUAACCUUUUACAUCACAGCCUUGCUCAGAGGUCACCGGCAGAAAAAUACAUGCCUGCAGGAGAUCGUGAAAGCGGCUCUUACUGGGACCCUGCUGGGCUGCAUACUUUUUAUUCCAGGGAUAUGUAUGAUAAUCGGAGGCAUAAAGCACAGGGAACAGAGGUUUAACAGUCGCUCGGCAGGUGUCAGCUCCUCUCUGCUCUUUAUAUCAAUAGGAGGAGUGUUUGCUCCUACUCUCUUCUCUAAAGCUUAUGGGAAUCUAAUAUGUGAGGACUGUACCAACUCUACAAGGACCAACAGCACUGGAUCCUUCACAUGUAAAAGCUGUCAUUAUGACCUGAGUGAAAAUAACUACAGUCUGUUUCACAGUCACGUUGAGCCUCUUGUGUACACCGUUUGUGUUCUCCUACCCGUGUCCUAUAUCAUCGGCCUCAUCUUUACUCUCAAAACUCAUUCGUACAUUUAUGACAUUCAUGUUGGUGAUGGAACUGCAGGUCAUCUAGGAGCAUCAGUGCACUGGUCCCGCUGGAGAUCUUUACUCAUCCUGAUCAUCGCCACAGUUCUGAUGUCUGCCUGUGCCGAUCUGACCACUGAACACAUUCAGCCCAUACUCAAUUAUCCAUCUAUAUCUCAGUAUUUUAUAGGUGUGACUGUUUUAGCCAUGGUUCCUGAAAUACCAGAAAUCGUCAAUGGAAUCCAGUUUGCUCUCCAAAAUAAAAUCAGCUUGAGUUUCGAGGUUGGAAGCUGCAUCGCUGUGCAAGUGUGUAUGAUUCAGAUCCCGAUCUUGGUUUUAUUCAACGUCUUUUAUGAUGUUGGGUUUGUACUCCUCUUCAGUGACCUGCACCUGUGGGCCAGCAUCUUCAGUGUUAUUGUUGUCAACUAUAGUUUUAUGGAUGGAAAAUCUGAUUACUUUCAAGGUACUGCUCUAGUAGUGGUUUAUUUUAUCCUACUUGCACUGUAUUUCUUCGCACCCUCUCCUCCUGGAUGCUGAGAAUAUCAAACAUUGCAGCUCGUCGCAUUCACAAUGUGAAUUUCCAAUUUGAAACAAAAACUAUGAGAGAUUAUAUUAUUGUAAGUUACUUUCAAUUUUACACUGUUCUAUUAACAAUUCAUCCUUUAGCAUAUCAUUAACAGUUCUUUCACUUCUACAAUAAGGACUGAACCUAUUUCAGCACUUUAAUAUGUAUAUACUGUAGUCUUAGGUACAAAAGAAGGCUUAAGACAAUGAGAGUGCUUAUGGAUUUAAUAUUUUACUAAAAAAACUGUGCAUAAUAAAUAAUGCAUUUUGGACUGUUCAGAAAUAAUACUUAAAGGGAUAGUUCACCCAAAAAUGAAAAUACUGUUAUCAUUUACUCACCCUCAUGUUGUUUUAAACAUAUAUGAAUUUUUUAUUUUAUUUUGAAAAACAUAAAAGAAGAUAUUUUGAUAAAUGAUGGUAAGCACACAGCUGACCGUAACCAUUGACUACCAUAGUAGGAAAAAUAUUAUGUAAGUAUUGUGAUAAAUGAUGAAAAAGAUAUUUUGAUAAAUAAUGGUAAGCACACAGUUGAUGGUACCCAUUGAAUUCCAACAUAUUUGUUUUCCUACUAUGGAAGUUAAUAGUUACCAUCAUUUAUCAAAAUAUCUUCUUUUGUGUUCAUUAAAUUAAUACAGAUUUGUAACAACAUCAGGGUGAGGAAAUUAUGACAGAAUUUUCAUUUUCGGGUGAACUAUUUAUUUUAAUAUAAAACAUAUUUGGUGUUUUACAAAAGAAAGAGUUUAUUUUUAGUUUAUGUUCUAGUUAAACUAGCAAGUUGGAAGUGAUGGUCCAUCAAUACUUGAACUUCAUAUAGGGGUGCGUGGGGCAAAAACUAACGCGGGGUUAGUGGUAACACGGACUGUUUACAUUGUUGCACAAGGUUGAGCUUUUUGUUUUUACAGUAUUUUUUCACGCUGUAAAAAGACAAUCUCCCGCAAAUAAUUGGAAAUGUAUAAUGUUUUUCCAAAGAGUUAUUGAUGAACGAGUGUUUUGGUGGCAUCCAAGUAAAUUUUUUCAGUUGGGUGUGUAAGAUACCAAAUUUGCUGCUGUCAUAUUAAUCAGUGUUUUGUUGAUUAAAACAGCAUCGUUUUGAAAUAUGUAUGCAGCUCUUAGCGACUUUUUUUGGUGGGCUUGAAAAUAUUUUGACCCAGCGGGUUAAUUGUAACGCUGUGUUACAACUAACCCCUCAGCACUUAUGGUAUGAAAACCGCUAGCGUUAGCGUAAUUCUUGCCGUUGUUUUAAAUAGGCUACACACUGAAGAUUGCUGGCUGCCAACAAAAUAAAUGUGCUUCUCUUAUCAAAAAAAUAUUUUUGUUCAUAUAUUUAAUAUUGAUUGAAUAAGGUCACGUCAAAGAUUGAAAUCAUAAUGAAAUAAAUGGCUAAAAUCA
Molecule: messenger RNA, 3780 nt
Organism: Misgurnus anguillicaudatus (oriental weatherfish)
Lineage: Eukaryota; Metazoa; Chordata; Actinopteri; Cypriniformes; Cobitidae
Gene: cax2
Product: cation/H+ exchanger protein 2
Biological process (GO): intracellular calcium ion homeostasis; calcium ion transmembrane transport
Cellular component (GO): membrane; endomembrane system
Molecular function (GO): calcium:proton antiporter activity
Source: RefSeq, a predicted model, not a curated record